This is a messenger RNA of Caenorhabditis sp. 36 PRJEB53466, 629 nucleotides long. The record is from the annotation of a GenBank genome assembly. Lineage: Eukaryota; Metazoa; Nematoda; Chromadorea; Rhabditida; Rhabditidae.
AUGCCUAACAUCAUCUCCCGAAUCUGGAACGCCGUGCGUCGUUGUGUCCGUCCUUCGCUUACUCAACCAUUCACUUCCGAGGAUCCCGCCUAUCAGCCGAUCAUCCGAGAGCUGUACAGGCCAACUACGUCCGACUCAAUUUCCCGUUCUGUGAGCCUUUCCGUCGAUUCGCAAGGAUCGCUGCCGUCCGACGAAGAAUUGAAAGAGUACGAGGAGCUUCGCAGAGGAUUUCAUCGUCCGGUACGUCACGGUGUGUCAGUGCGAACAAGCGUACCGAUGCUUUUACUUAGUGUUUAGAAGCAUUUGCGAUACUGUUAAAGUGUUAGACUUUACACAAUAUUUUCUGAAAAUGCAAACUUUGGCUCGGUGCCAAGGGAGUGCGCCAGUGUGACGUCAUUUCAGGUGACACCGUGUCUACUCGAGUUUAUUUGUUUUGGUGUGGGGUGCAAAUGAUAAUUUGUGUUGCUUGCAAGAUGUUUUCGAAACAAUUUGUGACGCAUUAGGAGUCACUGAUGAUUCAUCAAUUUUUAUUUAGGAAAUGCUCGUGUCGUCAAACUAAUUUUUCCUAUUCUCAGAUGGAAAUCUGCUCGAUGGAAAGCACCGACUCUGGCUACGUUUCUUCCGAUUAA